CCACCCUCAUAGAUCCCUCUCUCUCUCUCUCUCUCUCUCUCUCUCUCUGUUCUCUCUCGGCAACGGCGAGUCACCCACCACAGUACGCCGACGGCAGUGGAGCUCAGCUAAUCUCAGUCUUAAGCAUCAUAUUCAGGGAUUACACAGAUUCUCAAAAUUGGAUCUUGAUGAAGACUUUGCUAGUGUGUUAUGAACAAAUAUUGACAAGAUUUGGCACUGAAAUGAAACAUUUUUGGAGUUGUGUUUAGGAGACAUACACAAAUUUCUACCCUAAACCCAAAGAAAUAAUAUAGUGCUUUCUUUAGUUCUUUACCGAGACGAAAACUGAGAAAAUAGGUUUCACCGAAACGCUGCAGCAUUUGAGACAAUUGGAUUCUGUUCAACUCAUAUUAUCAUUGAAAAUGGCACAAGUUUUCAGUUCUACAGCUAUAACACAGUUGUCUCAGAUGUUUUUUGUAGCAGUAAUAUUCUUUCAUACUUCUGAGUACCUAUUAGCAGUUGCCUUUCAUGGUAGACCGAAUGUUACACUCGGAUCUCUUCUCAUAAGCAAAGGCUACAUUUUCGCGAUGGUUUUCUCGAUGUUGGAGUAUGUUGUUGAGAUCCUUUUAGUCCCCGAGCUGAAGGAACAUUGGUGGAUUUGCUACACUGGGCUCGUCAUGGUUGUUAUAGGAGAAAUCAUACGUAAAAUGGCGAUCAUAACAGCUGGUUAUGCCUUCACACAUCUUAUCAGGACUAAUCGUGACGAGCAUCACGAACUAAUUACACACGGAGUCUACAGAUUUGUUCGUCAUCCAGGAUACACCGGUUUUCUUAUUUGGUCAGUUGGUACUCAAAUAAUGCUUUGUAAUCCUUUGUCGACGAUUGGAUUUGCAAUUGUUGUUUGGCGAUUCUUUUAUCGACGGAUUCCAUACGAAGAGUAUUUCUUGAGACGGUUCUUUGGCUCGCAGUAUGAUGAUUAUGCUCGACGAGUUUGUUCAGGAGUGCCAUUUGUAAAGUGAUUUUCAAUGAGAAUUUAUGCAUAGCUGAGUUGAAAGAGCUAAAACUUCUUACUUUGUUAAGAAAUGCCAAACUUAAUGAAGUUUAUUAACAUAAGUUGGUAGAAAUGGUAUUAUGUUUCAUCACUCCAAUUGCUUCAAAAACAAAAUAUAUUAAUUCAAGUAAAAUCUUAUUUUUUCUCAA
Cannabis sativa is the source of this 1179-nucleotide messenger RNA. Its product is annotated as protein-S-isoprenylcysteine O-methyltransferase A. NCBI's taxonomy places the organism in Eukaryota, Viridiplantae, Streptophyta, Magnoliopsida, Rosales, Cannabaceae. Gene Ontology annotation, molecular function: protein C-terminal S-isoprenylcysteine carboxyl O-methyltransferase activity. The transcript has 3 exons. Gene Ontology annotation, cellular component: endoplasmic reticulum; membrane. The record is from RefSeq and is a predicted model, not a curated record. Gene Ontology annotation, biological process: C-terminal protein methylation. The coding region runs from base 402 to 998 and encodes 198 amino acids.